Messenger RNA from Myiozetetes cayanensis, 11286 nucleotides. RefSeq names its product p21 (RAC1) activated kinase 3 (gene PAK3). Gene Ontology annotation, biological process: protein phosphorylation; regulation of actin cytoskeleton organization; regulation of axonogenesis. The transcript is spliced from 15 exons. The coding region runs from base 143 to 1774 and encodes 543 amino acids. Gene Ontology annotation, cellular component: cytoplasm. NCBI's taxonomy places the organism in Eukaryota, Metazoa, Chordata, Aves, Passeriformes, Tyrannidae. The record is from RefSeq and is a predicted model, not a curated record. Gene Ontology annotation, molecular function: protein serine/threonine kinase activity; ATP binding.
CUCUACGAUUCCAAAGGCCCGGAGAUUGGGAUGCCAAGAUUCACCAUGCGAGUAUGUUUUGCCAUUUGAAACACAAACUAGGAAAGAAAACAAAAAGAAGGAAAAGUACAAAUGGAAAAGGAGGCUGUGAGGGCUGCUGAAGAUGUCCGAUAGUCUGGAUAUUGAAGAGAAACCUCCAGCCCCACCGUUGAGAAUGAACAGCAACAACCGCGACUCUUCAGCACUGAACCACAGCUCCAAACCGCUUCCCAUGGCCCCUGAGGAGAAGAACAAGAAAGCCAGGCUGCGCUCCAUCUUCCCAGGAGGAGGGGAUAAAACCAACAAGAAGAAAGAGAAAGAACGUCCUGAGAUCUCUCUUCCUUCAGACUUUGAACAUACCAUUCAUGUGGGAUUUGAUGCCGUCACUGGAGAAUUCACAGGCAUUCCAGAGCAGUGGGCCAGGCUACUACAGACCUCCAACAUAACAAAACUGGAGCAGAAGAAGAACCCACAGGCUGUUCUAGAUGUUCUCAAAUUUUAUGAUUCCAAAGAAACAGUUAACAACCAGAAAUACAUGAGCUUUACGUCAGGAGAUAAAAGCGCCCAUGGAUACAUAGAAGCCCAUCCUUCGAGCACAAAAACAGCAUCAGAACCUCCUCUGGCUCCCUCUGUGUCUGAAGAAGAGGAUGAAGAUGAAGAAGAGGAAGAAGAUGACAACGAACCUCCACCUGUCAUCGCACCACGGCCUGAACAUACAAAAUCAAUCUACACACGCUCUGUAAUUGAACCUGCCGCUGCACCAGCACCAGCUAAAGAAGCCACCACUCCCCAACCUGAAAACUCAAACACAAACACUCUGUACAGAAACACAGACCGGCAGCGAAAAAAAUCCAAGAUGACAGAUGAGGAGAUCCUAGAGAAACUGAGGAGCAUUGUGAGCGUGGGAGAUCCUAAGAAGAAAUACACUCGAUUUGAAAAAAUUGGCCAAGGGGCUUCAGGAACUGUUUAUACGGCCAUUGACAUUGCCACAGGACAAGAGGUGGCCAUAAAGCAAAUGAAUCUCCAACAGCAGCCCAAAAAGGAACUAAUUAUCAAUGAAAUCCUGGUCAUGAGGGAAAAUAAGAAUCCCAAUAUUGUUAACUACUUAGACAGCUACCUUGUGGGUGACGAGCUGUGGGUGGUGAUGGAGUACUUGGCUGGAGGCUCUUUGACCGACGUUGUCACCGAGACGUGUAUGGAUGAAGGACAGAUAGCUGCUGUCUGUCGGGAGUGCCUGCAAGCCCUGGAUUUCCUUCAUUCCAACCAAGUGAUUCACAGAGACAUCAAAAGUGACAAUAUUCUUCUUGGGAUGGACGGAUCUGUCAAAUUGACUGAUUUUGGCUUCUGUGCUCAGAUCACUCCAGAGCAGAGUAAACGGAGCACAAUGGUGGGGACUCCUUACUGGAUGGCACCAGAAGUUGUAACAAGAAAAGCAUACGGCCCCAAGGUGGACAUCUGGUCACUUGGGAUCAUGGCAAUAGAAAUGGUGGAAGGAGAACCUCCCUACCUUAAUGAAAAUCCUCUCAGGGCGCUGUAUCUGAUAGCCACAAACGGGACCCCAGAGCUGCAGAACCCUGAGCGACUGUCGGCUGUGUUUCGAGACUUCCUCAACUGCUGCCUGGAGAUGGACGUGGACAGGCGAGGGUCUGCCAAGGAGCUUCUGCAGCAUCCAUUUUUAAAAUUAGCCAAGCCCCUCUCCAGCCUCACCCCUCUGAUCAUUGCAGCGAAGGAAGCGAUUAAGAACAGCAGCCGCUAGCACUUCAGGUCGGCUUUCUGCCCUGCCAGCUCGGAGCAGGACUGAGAACACAAACUCUGUAAAACCUCAACUCUCGUGCUGCGGGACAGAUGGAUGGAUGAACAAACCAACGGUCACAGUCAUGGUGGUAGGACCACCCCAGUUCCUCAAGGAGUAAAAAAAAAAAUUAUCAUUUGUCUUCUUCCUGCUUUCUGGCUCCUUAAUUUAUUUUUAAGAUGAAAUGGGGCUAAGGACAGAGAGGUAAUGACAGAAAAUGCUUUGCUGCCUCAAUCAUUUCCAAGGUAAAGCAAAUUCAGUUGGAAGAUUCCCUUCCUUCUCACCCUGUGAAUAAGCUGUACAUUCACUUUUAAAUUGUCAGUUCUUUCUUAACGAUGUAAAGUCCUGUUUAUGGGGUUUUUGGUAUGGUUUGGAAUUGAGAAGGGCAAUUCUUCAUUCAUCAACUCCAGACUGCACUGCCUUUUGAAUAGAGCCCACUCACCAGUUUUUGCCCAGUCAUGGUACUUCUAGAUGAGGAAGAAAGUGCAAUUGCAUUUCCAACCAAAAAGGAACGAAGAGUGGGGCAGACAAAACAUCCUGUGGAGAUACAGUGUUCAGCUGGGACUGUGUAGUGUUUUGGUUCUUGCCAGUUGGAUCUGUAUCACUAACUGCAAUCUCUUUGCCUGGAUGAGAGUCUUACUCAACUGAAAAAGUGGAAAGAUCAGUUGGUUGCUCGGAAAGGGCUCAUCUGAUGCAAAGCUGCCACAGCAGUGUGAGGUGAGAGCAGGCCCAGCCUUGCCCAGUGCUGAGCUCCAGCAGAGCCCUGGCAGAGCACACAGGGCAGCCUCAGCAUCCACAGAGCCAGGCUGGAAGAAGGCAUUGUAGUGGCAAGGGGCAGCAGCCCAGCCCUGGGUGCUUGCCUCUUCCUGGGACUGGACUGAUCACCCCGUCUCAGAGCCAAACUGGGUGUGGGCUGCUCCCGAGGUGAAUCGUGGCCAUGCUGAGAAAUGUGCAGCCUGGUGGGAUUUGCCAUCUUGAGUCUCUGCAGGAGUAGAGAAGGGCAAAACAGAGCAGGGUGGUCUCUUCUGAGGAUUGCCUGCUCUUCUCCUGGUUGUCUUGUAGCUCCUGGGAAAGGUUGGGAGCGUCUGCAGCACUCUCAGCAGAGGGGGAAGGAGCCGGGCUGCUCCGCAGGCUCCCACACAGGUGAGCAUCCUUUAGGCACAGGAAUUCUGCUGUGGGAACCAAGACUGCCCUGAGGAGCAUCCUGCGCAGUUCAGCUCUGCAGGAGCCGGCGCAGCCGCCAGCUCCGGAAGAGAGCGCCGUGGAACCUGGAGUUGUGCACCGAGCCAGAGCAAACGUGUGAAGUGCAGAGUGGAUUGCAGAAAUAUCCCGAGGCACCAAGCCAGCACCAGGCCAGCCCGCUCUCUGCUGUCCGGCGUGCAGCAGGCACUGCGCAAUGCAGCUCUGGGUUGCCGGGAGGAGGGAGACGGGGACGUGCCUGAGGAUUGUGCUUGACUAGUCAGCGGAUUUGGAAGGGAGCAGAAUAGUUUCAGUAUGCAAUUUGUGUUUUAUUUAUUAAUUUCUGAAAGGAAGACGCAACACGGCUUCACUCAGCAAAAGCAUUUGCACGGCGUAUUUGUUGCUGUAUUUUAGGAGUACAGCUCAUGCAAGACCUUUAAAACAGCAACUGAAGCAACAACACACCCAGUGAGCAAAAAAACCCCACAGUAACACAGCUUUCUGAUAUAGAUCUUCAUGUUUCAGCCUGGUCCUGCAAAGGGCUCAGUAGCCUUUAAGGUACUCACUGCCUUCAUGUCUUGCCAGCAGGAACAAAGGGUGCUUGGGCUGGUCUUGAAUCAGGCCAUGAGCUUGUUUGACUUUGGCUUCCUGUUUAGUUGCAGCCUUUGUGUGGCAAGUGUCCUUACUGCUGCAGACUGACCCACCCUCGCUCACACUGUCCGUCCCAGUGUCUUUGGCUGAGGCAGCAGAUGGAGACAACGCUCCCUGAGCUACCACUGCUAAGUAGGAUUAACUUUUCCUGAUUUCCUGGGGAGCACAACAGGUACAGUUUUUCAGAUGGCCUGAUAACAUGCCAGGGUGAGCAGCUCCGGUUUCCUGAGCCAGGGGAACUUCAGGGGAAGCCAAGGGAGCCUCCAGGAGCCCACAGCUGGUGCAACAGUGGCUGAUGAGACCCGGGCAGGCCAAAAGCAACCAAGCUUUGCCCCCAUAAAGGAACCCCUGCAGGAGCAGGCACAGCAGAUGGUGAGCACAGCUGUGGGAGAGGAACCCCUCCUCUUCGGGCCAGAGCUGGCAGAGGGGGUGAACAGGGGGAGGAGUGUCUGUCAGCCUUCUUUGCUUCAGUCUUUAACUGUAGGACCAGUUGCUCUCCAGGAGCCCAGCCCUCUGAGCUGGAAGACAGAAGUGGGGAGCAGAAUGCAGCCCCCAUAAUCCAAAGGGAAAUGGCCAGCUACCUGCUACACCACUUUGAUGCUCACAAGGCUCUGGGGCUGGAUGGGAUCCACCCAGGUGUACCAAGGACCUGGUGGAAGAGCUCACCGAGCCAUUUUCCAUCACUCACCAGCAGUCCUGGCUAAGUGGAAGGUCCCAAGUGACUGGAAGUCAGCAAAUGUGACACCGACCUACAAGAAAGGCCAGAAGGAGGAUCCAGGGAACUACAGGUGUGUCAGCCUGACCUUGGUGCCAGGGAAGAUCAUGGAGCAAUCAUCACACAGCACGUACAGGACAGCCAGGGGAUCAGGCCCAGCCAGCAUGGGUUUGUGAAAGGUGGGUCCUGCCUGACCAGCCUGAUCUCCUCUUACGACAGCAUGACCCACCUAGUGGAUGGGGGAAAGGCUGUGGAUGUGUCUACCUGGACCUUAUUAAAGCCUCUGACACCAUUUCCCACAGCAUUCUCCUGGAGAAACUGGCUGCUCAUGGCUUGGAUGGGUGUGCUGUUACCUGGGUAAAAUACUGACUGGAUGGCUGGGCCCAGAGAGUGGUGGGGAAUGGAGUUUUAUCCAGCUGGGGCUGGUUACCAGUGCUGUUCCCCAGAGCUCAGUACUGGGGCCAGUCCUGUUUAAUAUCUUUAUUGAUCAUCUGGACAAGGGGAUCGAGGGAUCAAGGGCACCCUCAGUCAGUUUGCAGAUGACACCAUGGUGUGUGGGAGUGUUGAUCUGCUGGAGGGUAGGAGGGCUCUGCAGAGGGAUCUGGACAGGCUGGAUCGAUGGGCUGAGGCCAACUGGACAAGGUGCAACAAGGCCAAGUGCCAGGUCCUGCCUUUGGGUCACAACAACCCCCUGCAGCUCCAGGCUGGGGCAGAGUGGCUGGAAAGCUGCCCAGCAGAAAAGCACCUGGGUGCUGGUCAAUAGUGGCUGAACGUGAGCCAGCAACGUACAACUACCUGAAAGGAGAUUGGAGCCCUGGGGGAAUUGAUUUCUCCCAAAUAACAAGUGAUGGGACGAGAGGAAAUGGCCACAAGUUGCACCAGGGAGGUUUAGAUUGGAUAUAGGGAAAAAUGCUUCACUGAAAGGGUGGUCAAGCCUAGGAACAGGCUGUGCAGGGCAGUAGUUGAGUCACCAUCCCUAUAGGUAUUUAAAAGACGUGUAGAUGUGGCACUUGGGAAUGUGGUUUAGUGGGGGCUUGGCAGUGCUGGGUUAACAGUUGGACUCGAUGAGCUCAGUGGUCUUUUCCAACCUGAACAAUUCUGUUCUAUUCAAAAGACUUUGUUUCCUUCUUGUGAGGUCCCAUUUUCUCUGUCAGCUCAAGUUCUGUGUCUGUGGGAGAGACUUCCUUGUGAAAGAGUAAUUCUGGCUGGAGAUGGGCUGCCCUCCACGUGUAAAGCGUUCAUCAGAAUGAAACGUGUGUAUUCCUGUAAGAAGUGAAGAAAUGAGUGACUGUUUCUGUUUCCAGUAUUGCUUUUAUUUUUUCCUACCCACAAAGGAACAGACAGCCGUCCUUUAAAAGGAAAGCACUUUGUAAUGGCACAUGUUUGCUGGACAUACAGUCUAAAUACUUCUGUUGACAAACGACACUAUUUGAUUGGAAGGGGAAUUCCUAUUUAUUUUCUUUACCUGUAAGUAUUUCAGCAUCUCUACUUCAAAAAAACCCCACCACCAUAACUUCCCAGAAGAUAACAGAUUUUAAAAACAGGAAAAUCAAAUGGUAGGUGUUUUUUUUAAUUAAUCAGUGUAUGCCCCAGCAUACAGAAUAUUGUUGGCACUGACUUUUUAAAGACAACCGCUGUCUUAGGAGGCCUUAACUUUUUAUUUUAUUAAAUACUAUAUUUAUUUUUCUUUGCAUCAGCAAAGCUAGGGAUUUUUCUUCUGAAAUCAGUUCUGGGGAGGCAGACAAUAUUCAGCAGAAAUAAUCUCUGCCAGUGGCUUUUUUCAGCAUGGACUGUACUUGCCCAGCUGGGGUUUUGGGACAUGCAGGGAAAUGAACCUCCAGUGUCCAUGUGGCUCCAUGCUUGAGACAGUCUUGGCAUUAAAUUUUCACUCACUAGGUACUGAAAGAUUGCAGCUGUGUUUAUAUCCUCCCAACUUGGAUAGGAGAUGUAGAAGAGACGUAGAUAUAUUAAAAAAACCCAACGACACCAAACCAUAAAAAUCCAGUCCUGAAGUGGUCACGUCUUGUACAUGAUAUACAGGCUCACAGAGUGUAUUAGGAUUGGCAAUAGUAUGGCCUUGCAGAAAGGAAAGAGACAAAUAUCUUAUAUCUCUGGAACCAUCUUGGGCUUUCUGACUGCUAUCCUCAGAUUAAGCAUUAUUAGAUAUAUUUUUCUGAAGUAUUAGAAAUAGGCUGUUUCUGUUGCAAUAUAAAAAUUAAAAAAGUUUCAGACACUUCCAUUCCAAGGUUUUAAAGGAUUGGUUAACUGUCUUCAUUUUUAAAUUUAACAGUAAAAUACCCCAUCCAAGAGCUUGAUCAUGGUUCCCAUCCCUGCAGUGAAGAUGUGUGAAAAUGAGCCAAUAGUGCACUGUGGUUUUAUUGUGUUUUGGGACAGAAGCAUGAUAGCAGUAAAGUCAGGGAAGUUUGAGAAGCACAGAAAAGUUUAUUUAUUUAAGAAAAAAGAAAAAAAAAAGAUAACCAUACCUAUGUAAAAUUCCGUACAGCUCCUGCAUGCACUCCUGGGAACCUGCACGGGGGUGGAUCUUACAGUGCUCUCAGGGGUGGAUCCCAAACUUGGGCUGGGGUUGCAUUCUCACUUCUGUGUCCAGCGCUUUUGUAAAUAUGUGUGUGUUUGUUCUUCAUCUUUGGCUACUGGUUGGCCAUUCCACUACACACAAAUGAACUCAAGGGUUUGUGCUGAGUUUCUUUGAGGCCAGUGGCUGCACUUUGGCAGGUCUUUUGGUCAGUGUUUCCCCAUGUCCUGCCACCAAAAAUGAAGCACAUUCCAGUCACUACGAGAAGGGAGUAAGUACCUGUCUCCUGUCCUCUAGUUGUAGGAAAUGUCACCGUACUUUACUGUCCCUAUGGUGGUUAUUUCCAAUAUAUAGUCCUUGGUGUGGCUACUGAAUAUUCCUCACACUGAGCAUGUAAAUACUUAGUAGUCGUUAGUCCAGUCCUGAGCAAAUCCAGUGAGCAAAGGGCCAGAGAGAGCCCUGUAACAUCUACCAUUAAAGGCAGGAGCCAGUGUUUUUUGCUUGACAUGCAGGGCAUGCACAGUAGUGCCACCUUUGCCUUGCUGUGCAUUACCAAGGCAGUGGUGUACACACCUUCCUGGUGGACUGUUCAUUCAUGCCCAGGUAUGCAGCAACUUUAAUGAUGGGUGGUGGGGCAAGCUGAUGAAGACCUAUAAAUAUAAGUGUUCAUCUUUUUUUUUUUUUCUUUCCCUCUCCUCUUCCCUGACCAGGUAAAUGUCUUUAAUUUUAUCACCAGUUUUCAGGAAGCAGGCAAAGGAUAUCCCUUGUCUUUCAGCAGAAACCAUUUCUUGAAGUGUGAUUUACAAUUCAGGGAUCUUUAAAACUUCUCUUUGCUUGUGUCUGUCCUUGAGCCUACAGGGUAAAUUUUAUUUUUCUGGCUGAAGCUUGCAGAAUGUUGCUUAUACAUCUCUCUUUGGGUGCAGUUUAAAGCCAAUUGCCAUAAUCCUAGGUGUGCAUCGUGCCUACAAACCAUCACUGGCCUGAGCCUACCAAUGGUUGCAUGUACCUUUGGUGACAAGAGCCAUCUCAAAAGAGAAGAGGUCUCACAGGAAAGAGAAGAAGGGAGGGAUGCCCACUUGCUUUUCUUGGGUGCCCUUUGGACUGCCCCAUGUACAAGCCUGCAAACUUUGUUCUUGCUGCUCAGCAAUUCCCCCAGGCAAGCACUUGGGGGUUCUACUAGAAUGUGACCCUGACUGAGGAAACAGGGGGCAAUACCAUUAGUUAAAGUUGGAAAUACUGAAAACUGCUGAUUGAUUUAAUAGCCUGUGAGCACAGUGGCUUUGCCCUGCACAGUUUCCUAGCAGACCAUGCAUCAGCUUCAGCACCUCUGUGUCAGGUGCCUUCUGCUGUGUUUGGUGGCACCGCAUUCACAGCUGCCUGCAGAUCACACAGGGUUUCUGUGAGGUUUGCUCACAACAUCUGCCUUGGCCAGCUUAUGUACAAAGCCAGAAGGGCCGUGGUUGGGCACAGUGGCCUGAGUUGGCAGCUGCGAGUGCAGAUCAGAAGAGCUGUCAGGCACAUCUGUACACACCUUUGAAUCACAACUCUCUGAUGUUACAGGUUUAUGCCAGUCACUGUAACAGGCUCUGACCCUGGUAUCCUGCUGAUGAAUGCAAGGUUUGAGUGAAGGCCUCCAAUUCCUCUGUUAUUAGUUCUCAGGUGAGAGCUCGAGCUGGUACCUCCAGAGAGGGACCCGUAGCCCAAUUCAUCCCUCUCAAUUAUACCCAUACCACCUGAUCCCAAAGUUCAGUCCCUUAAUUCUGGUUGGUGGUCACUUGAUUUCUUACAGGUUUCCACUGUCACUGGGCUGGCCGCCUUCAGACAUUACUUCAUUGUCUUGGAAUUGUCGCCUUGGUCCUUAUCUUCUUCAUUCCAUUCAUACCUGGAGGAAAAGGAGCUGGGGGUGCUGGUUGACAGGCUGAACAUGAGCCAGUGUGUGUGGCCAGGAAGGCCAGUGACAUCCUGGCCUGUACCAGCAGUAGUGGGGCCAGCAGGACCAGGGCAGUGACCAUCCCCUGUGCCGGGCACUGGUGAGCCCACACCUCAAAUCCUGUGUUCAGUUCUGGACCCUGUGUUCAGUUUUGGGCCCCUCACUAGAAGAAGGUCACUGAGGUGCUUGAGCCUGUCCAGAGGACAGCGGAGCUGGGGAAGGGUCUGGAGCACAAGUCUGAUGAGGAGCAACUGAGGGAGCUGGGGAUGUUUAGCUUGGAGAAAAUGAGGCUCAUUGUUUUCUACAACUACAUGAAAGGAGGUUGUAGCAAGGUGAGAGUUGACCUCUUCUCCUGAUUACAGAGGACAUGGCCUCAAGUUGUGCCAGGGGAGGUUUAGACUGGCUAUUAAGAAAAAUUCCUUUACCAAAAGAGUGUCAAGCAUUGGACAGGCUACCCAGGGCAGUGGUUGAGUCACCAUCCCUGGCGGUAUUUAAAAGACACGUAGAUGUGGCACUUGGGGACACGGUUUAGUGGAGGAUCGGCAGUGCUGGGUUAACAGUUGGACUCAGUGAGCUCAGAGGUCUUUUCCAACCUAAAGGAUUCUACAAUUCCGUGAUUCUAACAUUCUAACUAAUGUUAGCAGCAUUAGUUUGAUCAAAAAGUUCUCUCUUGGUCAGCUCUUGUGGCCCGAGGUUUCAGCUCCUUUAGCUCCUGAGCUGCUAAUGCUAAACUAGAUAAACUCUGGGAGAAGAAUACAGUUAAUCCAGUUUCUUCUAGAACACUGUGAAGGUGAGUGUGUGAAGUAAAACAUGAGUACUGUUUGCGUGUCAGCCCCUGCCCUCUAUGCCUUUCAGGGGUUUGAAACAGGAAAGAGCUUUCCUAAAGAGAGAAUUGAAGCAGUGUGUUACUUGUCCCAGGUUUUUCCAGUCCCUGUGCUUGACUGGUUUUGUCCCUGUUUCUGUGCCCUCUGUUCCCCCUGUGCUCAGGGGCUGCUGCCCAAGACUGCGUAACUGGCACAGAUAAAGACGAGCCCUCAUUUCUCACAGCAGCCUUUUCAUCUGUAAGCUCGGUCUGGAGAGGGAGUCAUCCCCUCUGGUGUACACUCCAGGAGCCCAGGGCCUGCCAUCUGAAGUCCAUGCUGGCAUUGAGGGCUGCCAGGUGGCUUAGGCUGGUGUGAUGCUAUUGUAAAUGUGAAGAAAUAGUGGCAAGUGAUAGUUUUGAAAGUCAGGUCAGUCUGCUGCUGCGUGCUAUGUGUGUUGUUUGUCCAGCCCUGCCCUAGACUUGGCGAUCCGAUCCAGGCUCUGCUGCUGCUCCCUCUGGAGUCAGCGAGAAUUUGUUUGUUGGUUUCAGCGACAGCAGAACUGGUCACUGAAGAAGCAGGCGCUGAGUUCCAGGGCCAGAGGGGUUCCCUUGGCUGCAUGGGUGGAAGGGAGCUGCCCCUUGUUCUUAUUCUUCACCAUGCAAAACUGGUCAGGUGCCGGUCAGAUGUGGAUCAGCACAGCAAACAGGGAGCCUGCAAGUGUCUUCUAUCCAUGUGUGCUGAGAUUUUUGACCUUUGGGCUUAAGGUGUACAAAAGCAACUGCUCUUGGUCACUGUGUGUAUCUCCACGUUCAGCAAUGCUGCUAAAUCAGUCUGUAGCACAGCAACAGGGGAAAAGCCUCAGGUGUGAGGAGCUGCUGGUAUCUGCCUUAGCAGGGACACCAGCAGAAGGGGAGCUUCUCCAGAUGGGAACUCAUAGCAAAGGACUGCACAGACCAUAGCACCCCCUCCUUGGGCAGAGCCCAAAUUCAGGGGGGAAUAACAGAGUGAUUCUGGUGCACUGGUGUGUCGGCACUGCAGGUGCUGCGCCUGCAGACAGAUGGUUUGAGCAGAUCUGCAAGAAUUCUGCAACUCUUGACUGGAUCAGGAUGUCACCAGUGCUAAACUCCAGUUUAGUCCAAAGCAACCAGGUUACACCAACGCUGGUGUCUGCUAGAUAUUUUUUCUUCAGGGUAUCCAGACAAAAGUAAACAGAGGAGGAGCCUAAUUUUCAUUGUCUAUCAGAAAUGUAUCUCAUUUUGCUGUACAUUCCUUUUUUAGGACGUGUUAUCUGUUUAAAAAAAAAAAAAAGAAAAAGAAAAAAGAAAAGAAAAAACAGAAAAAAGAAAAAGAUGAAAGAUAAAAACAAAAAUCAUGUGUAGUGAAAAAUCUUCUGUAACUUUGGAUUAAGAGGUAACUGAUCUUUUUAAAAAGAGAACUAAGUUAUUUACUUUGUAAAUGUGCUGAUGGCAUGGAUCCAUCUUACUGACCUCAGCAUCCUUUUUUUAAAGAUUUUGGGUUUUGUUUCCAAUAUUAAGUUAUUUUAAAUUGUGGUUGAAGCAAUAGGAAAUUGAAAUAUGGAUUGUGCAUGACUGUGUCUUGAGUGUAAAAAUAUUGCAGUUUGAAACUUGGACCUAAAGUAUUGCAAAUAAAAGUUAUAAAUACCAA